AUGAACAGCUCUGUGUCCAGCCCCCCCAUUGACUUUAGAAUCUACGGCUCUCUGGGCCUGGAUCAUUUUGCACUUGUCGUGUGUGUCUUUGUCUUCUACAUUUCCGGAUUGUGUGUGAACGUGGUCCUUGUUGUGGUGGUUUGUGUGGAGGCUCGUCUCCACAGACCCAUGUACGUGUUGUUAGUGAACCUGUCUCUGAGUGGACUGAUGGGCAGCUCCUCUGUGUGUCCCAUCGUCCUCAGACAUCUCGUGACCGGCAGCCAGGAGACGUCUCUGACUGGAUGUUUGACUCAAGUGUUUUUCACCAACGUGUACGCCGGCUGUAUGUUUUGUGUCUUAGCUCUGAUGGCCUACGACCGGUUCGUCUCCAUCUGUAGACCUCUGCUGUAUCACUCCAUCAUGACGCCAGCGAGGGUCAAACUGAUGCUGACCCUGGUCUACGUGUCCCUCAGCUGCAGCUCAGCCGUACAGGUGAAUCUGACAUCCACGAUCCCUCUGUGCCACCACGCUGUGGAUAAACUCAUUUGAGACAGUUUGGUGAUUUCAAAGCUUUCUUGUAAACGGACGAAUCUGAUCAACUUCUCUGUGGCCUCCUUCUUCGGAGUCGUCUCUAAUCGUCUGACUUAUGAAGUUCCAAAAGCUGUGAACAUUUUCAUCUGUAUGAAUUUCUUUGCCAUCCCUCCUCUGCUACAUCCCAUAACUCAACUCUAUAUGAUGGGGGACAGGUACAGUGAAUAA
Molecule: messenger RNA, 738 nt
Organism: Platichthys flesus (European flounder)
Lineage: Eukaryota; Metazoa; Chordata; Actinopteri; Pleuronectiformes; Pleuronectidae
Product: olfactory receptor 8A1-like
Exons: 1
Biological process (GO): G protein-coupled receptor signaling pathway
Cellular component (GO): membrane
Molecular function (GO): G protein-coupled receptor activity
Source: RefSeq, a predicted model, not a curated record